UGUGGAAAUUGCUAAUUUCUGAUUUGUGGGAAUACAUAUAGCAAACAUUUAGAUAAAAAUUAGAAGCAAUAGGAAGAUUCCAUAUUCAUUUUUGAAUUAUAUUCUAAAGAAUAAAAUAUAUUUUAGCGGUUUUACUUUAGGCCGCUUUGCAAUGGAGUUUGCGUCUUCGAGUUACGACAACCUGUCGUCAGAUGUUGGCUUUGCGUCAAUGGUAAGGGAGCUAUUUUAAUUUCGAAUUUCCGACGACCCUGAUGUGCUAAAUCAGAUAUUCGGCACAUUAGUAAUACAUUUUAAUGAUCGAGCAGUAAAAUCAAAGAUUUCCAGAGGGACAGGCCAUUUCGAAGAUCAGUGGGCGUUUGUGUAUUGUAUUACACUGUUUCCUCGUUCGUUUCUAAUUAUUGACAAUAUUUGAUAUUACGAAAUUUGUGAAAGGCAAACCUGUUUUGUAUUAGAUGGGUGAACCACCAAAAUACUAUGGGAGAAGAAGAAGUAUCGUUCGUAGAAUUGGUUCAUUACUGCCAUUGAAACCUCCACCGAAAAUAUAUGUCAGUGUUACACCUUUGCAUUCAAUGACAAGUUCUAUGAUUAACGAAGAAACCAGUAGCGAUUAUAAAGACACAAAUGGGGUUUCUAGUAUUAGGCCAGAUUUAUUAGAACCCAUCAGUUUUGGGUCAGAAGUUCGAUUGCUUGCGCUAGAGCAAGAACUUCAAGAGCUUAGGGAACAAAUUUCAGCGAUAGUUAAAAGCAACAAACAGUCCAGAUAUACAUCUACUGCAUCUUUAGCAAAUGGAACUGAUAGUGAAAAUGUAAUGCAAAUGCAACCACCACCACCGCCACCACCCCCACUACCACCACCUACAACUCCUCAUAUUGCAAGAAGAGCAAGUUUGCAAGAUCAUAAAGUCGAAGAACGUAGAAAGGCUCUAUUAAAUUCUCAAGGGUCUAUGGGCAAUGUGCUUAAGAAUAUUGAAAACGUUCAAUUGAAGCCAGUUGCUAAAUCACCUGGAGGACGACCUCUUCGUGUUAAACGUGAGAAUAGUCCAUGUAACGACUUACAAGAGAUACUAAGAAGACGAUAUGUCGCAAUGAAUUCAGGCGAUAGCAGGAAUUCUUCGACUAAUUUGACAAUGGAUGAUUCAUUUUCCAGUGAUGCAUAAAGACAUUCUAUAGAUAUUUUCUCAACGUGCAUUGUGUGAAAUUAACGUGCCAUGUAACAUUUCGGACUAUACUAACAACAGGAUAAUGAAUCUGAUUGAUUGGUCUUCUAAUAAUGUUAAGACAAGAGUAGCAUAUGGGAAACAGUAAAAGGGAUGGAAAACAAACGUGGCCGACACUCUUGAAAUUGUGGUUAAUAAAUUCACAUUGCAAGCUGAUUUCCAAAAUGUAAUAUUAAUCACAUUUUUCAGAGAGUAUUGCUAUCAAAAUAUAUGUAUAUAAAGUAACCAAAGACAUAACUUAUUACAUAUUUGCAUGGAAAAAGAUAUUGAGUUGUGAACUAUUAGGUUUUCAUUAUUUUUUAACUCUCAUACAACAAAUACGAGAAACUUUGUUUUUAAGAAUGGAAAAUAUAUACUAUUAUUAGUAAAUUUUUGAAUAAUACUACAUAUCAAUAUUUUCAAAUCGUGAAGUAUAAUUGUUAUUUCUUAACAGAAAAAUAAUUUCAAGCACAUUAUAUUAACGUAUGCAAAUAAAAUUGUAUAAUAUAUGCAACCGUAAUACUUUAAUACAGUUCACAAUUCAAUAUAUAAUUUUUAUUUCUAAGCGGGAAUCGCGUUUGAAUUUAGUAAACAGAAUUAAUUUUUAUUCUAAUUUUGAUAAGAUGCAGCUACUCGAGCACUGUCCAAUAGAGCCACGAUAGUUUAUUUGAUAUUAAGUAUAUUUAACAUUUCUUGUUCAGAUUCCUAGACGAAAAUGUUGUGAUAUCAAAGUCGUACCAUGACUUCUCAAGCAUUAGAUCCAGCCAUAGAAAACAGUACAUAUAAUCUCAAUAGAUAUAAUUAGCACAGGCUUGUCACACAAUAAAUACUCACAUUAUUACUUGUGUCACUUGUCAUGUGAAACAUGGUUUCAUAAGAAUGAGGGAAUGAACAUAGUAUGUACACACAAUGAGAAGAUAACACGAAUUAUGUCUUACGACAUUAUACUCUUGAAAUAUCACUGUGUGAUGAAUUCUACAUUUAAUUGACUUACAGCUGCUCUUAUAAAGAAUUUAAGAACUAUCUUAAUACAAGAUUGUCACUGUAGUAUGCAAACUGUUAAGAAUCGAACAUUUUUAAGUUCUUUAUAUUCUUUAUAGAAGUAACUAGUAAUGUUUACGUUUUUAGGAUGUAUAAUUUUCGUUUCAAAGGGACGUCAUAAUAGAUUUUGGAGACUGAGUGAAUCUUUAACGAUAUUACAAAUGUACAGAAUAUCUGUUUUAUACACGAAGCUUUUAUCGAUAAUUGAAAAAUAAACGUUAUUGUUGAACAACAAA
Molecule: messenger RNA, 2473 nt
Organism: Hylaeus anthracinus
Lineage: Eukaryota; Metazoa; Arthropoda; Insecta; Hymenoptera; Colletidae
Product: mitochondrial fission regulator 2-like
Exons: 5
Coding region: 453-1157 (234 amino acids)
Biological process (GO): mitochondrial fission; aerobic respiration
Cellular component (GO): mitochondrion
Source: RefSeq, a predicted model, not a curated record